CUUUCUUUCUUCCCUUUCACCAAUCAUCAAAACAUCACCUUCUCUCUCUAGCAAACAUCCUCGGACUCUUUGAAUCCCAAGCCCAACUUUGAUUCAUACAUUAGUUUGUAUAGGAUCCCUUUUUGCGCAAUUACUUUGCCGGGAGUUCAGGUUCAUCGUCGAAAGAGAUUCUGUUGCGCUUCAGAACUCAUCAGCACUACUGGCUCCACGACGGCAGGGGGCUCGUAGAAAACAUCACAGUUUCUCCAGUCUGUCGUCCUUCUACCAAUUCUAUGUAAUUGUAAGCAAGAAAAGUGGAAAAACCCUCACAACUACAACUCCAUUUCCGAUCGCCCUCCCGUCAUCUCAACCCAAGAGCACUACUCCUCUGCGCAAACAUCCACACCAUCACAUUUGAUAUUUCGCCAUGACUACCUCAAUUGGCGAUCUGUCCGAAGAUCUGCUACUCAAGAUAUACGAUGAUAACUUGCGCGACAGACCAUCUCUCCUGGCUGCCGUGAAGGUCAACAAGAGGUGGUACGAAGCCCUGACGAAACUGCUGUGGCGCCGCGCACCAAAGUCUGCUCUCUGUCCUAUCCAAUCGCUGUCACUGCGACAAGCUCGCGCAGAGCACAUGACAAAGAUUGAAAACAUCACAUCCAGCGACCGCACAGAUCAUCAACAUCUUGAGUUCAAAUCCCUCAAAUCUGUCGACAUCCACAUCACCGAUACUUCAAACAUGGCUUCCUUCCGCCCAUACUUGCAGGUCGGCUUGGAAAUCGUGCGCUUCACUAGCCCCGUUGAGUUCACGCCCGAAAUCGUUGACGGGCUUAAGAAGUGCACAAACAUCAACACUCUCGUGUUCCUCCAGAGGCUGAACACAUCAGAUACACGUCUGUUAAUUGACUUCUUCCGUGGAUUCGAGCACCUCCGCAGUGUGUAUUUCGAACAUCCCAUUCAUCUUGUCGAACAAAGGAAUUCAACCUGCCUAUCGGCCGCAAUUUGCGCCGCGAUGCUCGACCAGUCUACCGUUCAAAGUCUGAGCAUUCACCACGAACUUGGCUCAGAUUUUGAGCAAUUACAGAAGAGCAUGACCAAUCCAACUCCAAUCAACAAAGUCUCAUACCUGAGUCUAAGAGGUGCAUUCUAUUGCAUCAGCCCGGUUCUUUCUGUGGUGGUAAGGACCUUGACAACUCUGAAUUUGCGCAUCACAACCAGCGGUAUUGGAGGAACGUGCGCCUUGAUUGGUCGUCUGUCUCAAUUGAGGUUCCUCGUCCUCCAAUUACCGCCCGAUACCGGGUUGCAACAUCACGAUCUCGAAGCUCUGGGUGGUCUCUCUACGCUCUACCAUCUCUGGAUCACCACUUCACGCGAUACAAUGACAAGCCCAUUAUCGCUCGUCUGGUUGUCGGAUGAAGACUUCAUGCAAUGGUUGACAAGGUUUGAGUGCCUACAAGAUCUUCGUUUGCACUGGCUCUGCCCUUUGCUCGGUCAAGAGUCUUUCGUCACGAUAGCUACUCACUGUUCUGAGCUUCGUGCCUGUGAGAUCUCUUGGAACCUCGACCUGCGCGCCUGGCAGUAUCUGAAAGACAUGGCGUAUACUAUGCUCAAGCUGAGAUACUUGACAAUCAGCGAAGUUGACGCGUUCGGAGGACCAGGCCUUGAUGUUGAAGAGGUAAAAACCGCAGCUGAGGAGCACAUCAAUACCCUCCGUUCUAUCGCGCCAAACCUUCUCGAGUUCGAUGCUUCCGAACGGAGCAAUGAGAGCCUAGUUUUGAGAGAUGCAUUCUCGCCCCUCAUCGGUCCACUCGACUAUGACUCGGUGUACGAGAUGUAGAGUCUUGAGUGUAGUCUGACAGACUUGAUCAGAAUGUCCGUGGAUGGCGAAGUAUUAUGGCAAUAGACUUCCUAACGUGUAUUUUCCUCGUAAAAAAGAAUCAAGCUUUCAAAGUCUCCACUACUUGUC
Messenger RNA from Aureobasidium subglaciale EXF-2481, 1945 nucleotides. RefSeq lists its product as uncharacterized. The transcript is spliced from 3 exons. The coding region runs from base 407 to 1816 and encodes 469 amino acids. NCBI's taxonomy places the organism in Eukaryota, Fungi, Ascomycota, Dothideomycetes, Dothideales, Saccotheciaceae. The record is from RefSeq and is a predicted model, not a curated record.